Messenger RNA from Oncorhynchus keta (chum salmon), 1647 nucleotides. RefSeq lists its product as uncharacterized. The record is from RefSeq and is a predicted model, not a curated record. Lineage: Eukaryota; Metazoa; Chordata; Actinopteri; Salmoniformes; Salmonidae. The coding region runs from base 1 to 1188 and encodes 395 amino acids. The transcript has 7 exons.
AUGAAGCACCUGUCUGAGUUUAGAGAGGAAGACCACAGGGCUACAGGUACACACACUGGGCUACAGGUACCUCAACACACUGGGCUACAGGUACACAUACAGGGCUACAGGUACCUCAACACACUGGGCUACAGGUACCUCAACACACUGGGCUACAGGUACCUCAACACACUGGGCUACAGGUACCUCAACACACUGGGCUACAGGUACCUCAACACACUGGGCUACAGGUACCUCAACACACUGGGCUACAGGUACACAUACAGGGCUACAGGUACCUCAACACACUGGGCUACAGGUACCUCAACACACUGGGCUACAGGUACCUCAACACACUGGGCUACAGGUACCUCAACACACUGGGCUACAGGUACACAUACAGGGCUACAGGUACCUCAACACACUGGGCUACAGGUACCUCAACACACUGGGCUACAGGUACACAUACAGGGCUACAGGUACCUCAACACACAGGGCUACAGGUACCUCAACACACUGGGCUACAGGUACCUCAACACACUGGGCUACAGGUACCUCAACACACUGGGCUACAGGUACCUCAACACACUGGGCUACAGGUACCUCAACACACUGGGCUACAGGUACCUCAACACACUGGGCUUCAGGUACCUCAACACACUGGGCUACAGGUACCUCAACACACUGGGCUACAGGUACCUCCACACACUGGGCUACAGGUACCUCAACACACUGGGCUACAGGUACCUUAACACACUGGGCUACAGGUACCUCAACACACUGGGCUUCAGGUACCUCAACACACUGGGCUACAGGUACACACACACACUGGGCUACAGGUACCUCAACACACUGGGCUACAGGUACCUCAACACACUGGGCUACAGGUACACACACACACUGGGCUACAGGUACCUCAACACACUGGGCUACAGGUAUCUCAACACACUGGGCUACAGGUACCUCAACACACUGGGCUACAGGUAUCUCAACACACUGGGCUUCAGGUACCUCAACACACUGGGCUACAGGUACCUCAACACACAUACUGGGCUACAGGUACCUCAACACACUGGGCUACAGGUACCUCCACACACUGGGCUACAGGUACCUCAACACACUGGGCUACAGGUACACACACACAUACUGGGCUACAGGUACACACACACACUGGGCUACAGGUACACACACACACUGGGCUACAGGUAAACACACACACUGGGCUACAGGUACACACACACAUACUGGGCUACAGGUACCUCAACACACAUACUGGGCUACAGGUACCUCAACACACACACUGGGCUACAGGUACACACACACACUGGGCUACAGGUACCUCAACACACACACUGGGCUACAGGUACCUCAACACACACACUGGGCUACAGGUACCUCAACACACACACUGGGCUACAGGUACACACACACAUACUGGGCUACAGGUACACACACACAUACUGGGCUACAGGUACCUCAACACACUGGGCUACAGGUACACACACACAGGGCUACAGGUACCUCAACACACUGGGCUACAGGUACCUCAACACACACACUGGGCUACAGGUACACACACACACUGGGCUACAGGUACACACACACACUGGGCUACAGGUACACACACACACUGGGCUACAGGUACACACACACACAGGGCUACAGGUA